AACAAACAGUACGCAACAAAAUCUUUGCCGAGGAAGAGAAAACGGUACAGUUGAAGUCGACGACUUCGAGCUUCAAGGCUCACUUUGUCGGUCACGUAAAUCUCGUCUGUGGUUUUCAGAUCUCUACUUUGGUGUUCGAUUCUUCGUUUCUGUUCGGAGAAUCAACACCUUUUGCUCUCUCUCUACAUUAUCUGCUUAGAUCCAAAUCUCAGGCUUCCUCACAAUUCUCGAUCUCCUCUUCAUCAACGGCCCUGAUUUUCCCGCAUUUUUCAGUGCCGUUCAGUUCAGCUUGAUGGUAUGGGGGUAGAGGAGACUAAGAAAGAUAUGGAUAUCAGCAAUUGGUAUUUAGAGCUGGCUUAUGAUGAGUGGGUAUCACUCCCUGUUCCUGGUUCACGACCUUCGGCUCGCUACAAGCAUGCAGCAACUGUGGUUGAUGAGAAACUAUACAUUGCUGGAGGGAGUCGAAAUGGGCGGUACCUUUCUGAUGUUCAGGUGUUGGACCUUAGAACUCUGGAAUGGUCUAGUCUAAAGUUGACAACUGAGUUAAAUGCUGGCAAAUCUGAAGAUGGUGGCUCACAAGAAGUUCUUCCGGCCAUCUCAGAUCACAGAAUGAUUAAGUCAGGAAACAAACUCCUCCUCAUUGGUGGGCACUCAAAGAAAUCUUCAGAUAGCAUGAUAGUUCGGUUCAUCGACCUAGAAACUCAUGUCUCUGGUAUCAUAGAGGCCUCAGGAAAAGUUCCGACAGCUCGUGGUGGACAUUCUGUGACACUGGUUGGUUCUAGACUGAUUUUGUUUGGUGGAGAAGACAGGAGCAGGAGGUUGCUGAAUGAUGUACAUGUUCUUGAUCUUGAAACAAUGACCUGGGAUGUUAUGGAGACAACGCAGACAUCUCCAGCUCCCAGAUUUGAUCACACCGCUACAGUGCAUUCAGAGCAUUACCUUUUGAUUUUUGGUGGUUGUUCUCAUUCAAUCUUCUUCAAUGACCUUCAUGUGCUUGAUCUGCAGACUAUGGAGUGGUCCCAACCGCAAAUUCAGGGUGAUGCUGUGACUCCUAGAGCAGGACAUGCUGGAAUAACUAUUGAUGAAAAUUGGUAUAUUGUUGGUGGUGGAGAUAACAGCAGUGGUUGCCGAGAAACCCUUAUGUUAAAUAUGUCUAAGCUAGUUUUUACGACGGUAACCAGGUUAAAGGGAAGGCAUUUCCUUGCUAGUGAGGGGCUCAGUGUUUCCUCAGCAAUGGUUUGUGGAGAGAAGAUUUUGGUUGCUUUUGGUGGCUAUAAUGGGAAAUACAAUAAUGAGGUUUUUGUUAUGAGACUUAAACCAAGGGACUCAGCACGACCAAAGAUUUUCCAGUCACCUGCAGCAGCAGCAGCAGCAGCUUCAGUUGCUGCUGCAUAUGCCUUGGCCAAAUCUGAAAAGUUAGAUUUCUCCCAACCUUUAGCUUUGAACUUGAAGGAAGAUGCUUUGUUGAAACAAGAUCUUACAAAUGAAAUUGAUGCAAUUAAAGAAGAGAAGAAGGUGGUGGAAUUGUCACUCGCAGAAGCGCAAGCAGAAAACUCUAGAAUCAGGGAAAAGAUUAAUGAAGUGAACAGUACUCAUUCUGAAUUAUCUAAAGAACUCCAGUCUGUCCAAGGUCAACUAGUAGCUGAGAGAUCGAGAUGCUUUAAACUCGAGGCACAAAUUGCUGAACUACAGAAGAUUCUGGAAUCGUUGCCGUCUAUUGAGAAUGAGGUGCAAAUACUUAGGACACAGAAGUCUGCAUUGGAACAGGAAAUCGAGCUUACAUCUGCCCAGAGACAAGGUUCUGGUGGUGUUUGGCGGUGGAUAGCUGGAGGCAAUCCAUAGAACUUGCAAAGCUUUUUGUUUAGAAUUUCAAAGUAAUCCACCAUUGCAGCUUGCCCCAGGAACUUAUGAUCUUUACAUCAGAUAUCACGAUAUGUCCAGAACAAAGUAUGGUACUAUUUUGUACCUGGUGGGCAGCAUGCAUUGGAGCUCAUGUCGUAGAAAUUUCUUGAGACAAGUUGGAACUUGGUGGUUGAUAGUCUACAGUGGAUUUGUUUACUAGUUUGCUUGGAUGAUUUACUUCUUUUUUCCUUGUAAUUGGUCAUCAUUAAAUUAUUUGCUUGCAUUCUUUGCGAGUUCUGUUAGUCCUGAACUGUUUCCUGUUAAUGCACAUUUGUCUUAUGUUGUGUAAA
This is a messenger RNA of Carica papaya (papaya), 2192 nucleotides long. RefSeq names its product Galactose oxidase/kelch repeat superfamily protein. The record is from RefSeq and is a predicted model, not a curated record. Gene Ontology annotation, molecular function: protein binding. NCBI's taxonomy places the organism in Eukaryota, Viridiplantae, Streptophyta, Magnoliopsida, Brassicales, Caricaceae.